AUGAUAUCCACGAGAAGGAUUGUACAACUAGUAUUCAUGUGGUUCUGCACUUUGAAUGGCGUUACGACGUUCUAUUUCUCUUCGGGAAGACUACGUUGGUCCCGAUUUCUGGUCUGCUAUCGGAUAGUUCACAAUAUUGUGGUGAUUAUUCUAACAAUCAAGUUUCUGAUGGACUUCUGGCACUUCAAAGCCAGCUCCUUCGAUGAAUCCCCGCUGGUUAGGCUGGCCGCCAUCACAUAUUUCGGCCUCGUUUUCCUAUCCCUGAUCAGUUGUAUGGGCUGCGCUUAUCGCCGCCAAGAUCGGAUUAGUAAUAUGAUUAAAAAGCUGCUGGAACUGGAGGCGAUAAGCAAACACUGGGGCUACAGGGAAUCCAAAGCCCAGAAACGAUUUCUGAACAUGCUCAUGCUGACAGUGACCCUCCUCCUGAUCAUCCGACUGUCCAUUCAUGUCGCCUUGAAUGUUAACCGAUUUAUGAGGGGUAGCCACAAUCCAUGCAACUGUUUCCUUUCUGAAUGCAUGAUCUUCGCAACGAACUCCUUGGCCUUUGGACUCAUGCUGGAGAUCUGCCGGAACUGGUGGCGACUGCAGUCUGCUCUGGAGACGCUGAUUCUGGAUGCGAAUCCGUUUCCGCACAUGAUGCAACGUCUGCGUAAACUGCAAGCUAUGUUUCAAUCCCUGAUUGAUAUGACGGAUGAAGUGUGCUUUGUAUUCAGAUAUGUGCUUCUCUGCUACUUGCUGCGAAAUGUGUGGAGUGGCAUACGGGUCGGAUACAUGAUGGUCAGAGUUUGCCUUGGCCACAGUGCCAUCGAAGCGGAACUGGAGUACCUGCAGAUGGUAUUUGUCACCUGCAUACAGCCACUACUCUUUUCCCUGAUGAUGAACUCCUUGACGCACACCACGGAUUCCCUUUUGGAGACCACCAAGGAGGUAAUCCGUGGGCUUUAUAGUCGGGAUGAGCAGCAGCAGCGAUGCAUGGAAUGGUUCACCUUGCAACUGGCCGAGCAGCACACCUAUGUCCACAUAUUUGGAGCCUAUCGCAUGAAUCGCAGCUUGGUCUUCGACGGCUGCUCUGUUAUCCUGCUGCAUGUCAUUUAUAUGGUGCAAUGCGAAUACAGUUCGAUGUUUUAG
Drosophila santomea is the source of this 1128-nucleotide messenger RNA. RefSeq names its product putative gustatory receptor 85a. Gene Ontology annotation, biological process: sensory perception of taste. The transcript is spliced from 3 exons. The record is from RefSeq and is a predicted model, not a curated record. NCBI's taxonomy places the organism in Eukaryota, Metazoa, Arthropoda, Insecta, Diptera, Drosophilidae. Gene Ontology annotation, cellular component: membrane. Bases 1 to 1128 code for a protein of 375 amino acids.